Molecule: messenger RNA, 3522 nt
Organism: Dipodomys ordii (Ord's kangaroo rat)
Lineage: Eukaryota; Metazoa; Chordata; Mammalia; Rodentia; Heteromyidae
Gene: Ubp1
Product: upstream binding protein 1 (LBP-1a)
Exons: 16
Coding region: 123-1742 (539 amino acids)
Biological process (GO): regulation of transcription by RNA polymerase II
Cellular component (GO): nucleus
Molecular function (GO): RNA polymerase II cis-regulatory region sequence-specific DNA binding; DNA-binding transcription activator activity, RNA polymerase II-specific
Source: RefSeq, a predicted model, not a curated record
ACCCCUCGCCGCGCCGCCGGAGGCUUCACCCGCGCCCUCCCUCAGGACGCGCCCGCGGAGCUCGGGCUCCUUCGCCUCGGACCCGAAGGCCGCGUUGUACGGGGCGGCGGCGAGGCCGGAAGAUGGCCUGGGUGCUCAAGAUGGACGAGGUGAUCGAGUCUGGGCUGGUGCACGACUUCGAUGCCAGCCUCUCGGGCAUCGGGCAGGAGCUGGGCGCCGGCGCCUACAGCAUGAGUGAUGUGUUGGCAUUGCCCAUUUUCAAGCAGGAAGAUUCAAGCCUUCCAUUGGAUGGUGAAACCAAGCACCCUCCCUUUCAGUAUGUGAUGUGUGCUGCAACAUCACCUGCAGUGAAACUGCAUGAUGAGACUCUCACUUACUUGAACCAAGGUCAGUCUUAUGAAAUUCGGAUGCUGGAUAAUCGGAAAAUGGGAGAUAUGCCUGAGAUCAGUGGAAAGUUGGUAAAGAGCAUCAUAAGGGUUGUAUUCCAUGACAGACGUCUACAAUACACAGAGCAUCAACAGCUUGAAGGUUGGAAGUGGAAUCGCCCAGGAGACAGACUUCUUGAUUUAGAUAUUCCAAUGUCUGUGGGAAUAAUAGACACAAGGACAAAUCCAAGCCAGUUAAAUGCAGUUGAAUUUCUGUGGGACCCUGCAAAACGCACAUCUGCUUUCAUUCAGGUCCACUGUAUCAGCACAGAAUUUACUCCACGGAAACAUGGAGGUGAAAAGGGAGUACCUUUCAGAAUCCAGGUUGACACUUUCAAGCAGAAUGAAAGUGGGGAAUACACAGAUCACCUUCACUCAGCUAGCUGCCAAAUCAAAGUUUUUAAGCCUAAAGGUGCAGAUAGGAAACAAAAAACUGACCGAGAAAAGAUGGAAAAGAGAACAGCUCAUGAGAAAGAAAAGUAUCAACCAUCCUAUGACACCACAAUCCUCACUGAGAUGAGGCUUGAGCCUAUAAUUGAAGAUGCAGUUGAACAUGAGCAGAAAAAGUCCAGCAAGCGGACUUUGCCAGCAGACUACGGUGAUUCUCUGGCAAAGCGAGGCAGUUGUUCUCCGUGGCCCGAUACCCCCACAGCCUUCGUGAGUAACAGCCCUUCCCCAGCGCCCACCUUCACCUCCUCACAGCAGAGCGCGUGCAGCAUCCCAGACAGCAAUUCUUCUUCCCCAAAUCACCAGGGAGAUGGAGCUUCACAGGCAUCUAGUGAACAAAUUCAGCCUUCAGCUACAACCCAGGAAGCACAGCAAUGGCUAGUGAAAAAUAGAUUCUCUUCCUACACAAGACUGUUUUCUAAUUUUUCAGGUGCCGACUUAUUAAAGCUGUCAAAAGAGGAUUUAGUUCAAAUUUGUGGUGCAGCCGAUGGAAUUCGGCUCUAUAAUUCACUGAAGUCAAGGUCAGUUAGGCCUCGUUUAACCAUCUAUGUCUGCCGGGAGCAGCCAAGCAGCCCGGCGCUGCCCGGGCAGCUGCGUGCUGCGGGCAAUGGCGAGAGUGGCGGUGGGACACCCUUCGUUUAUCAUGCAAUCUACUUGGAAGAAAUGGUUGCCUCAGAAGUUGCUCGGAAGCUUGCAUCGGUGUUUAAUAUUCCUUUCAACAAAAUCACCCAGGUGUACAGACAGGGUCCCACUGGCAUUCACAUCCUUGUUAGUGAUCAGAUGGUUCAAAACUUUCAAGAUGAGAGUUGCUUUUUAUUCUCCACAGUAAAAGCUGAAAAUAAUGAUGGUAUCCACAUAAUUUUGAAGUGACAUCUUAGACUGAACUAUAUUCAGUACCAAAUAAAGUCACGCUUACAAGUGUGUGAAGACUGAAUCCAAGAAGUCUUGGGAUUGGAUUUUACCAUAAGUGAUGUUUCAUAUUGAAAACACAAGCUAUGACCUUCCUAACGAGCUGUAUGAGAGGCAGAUCUCCUCACCGUCACUGCCACAGCCAAGCAGCCUCAUGCAAGUAAGCACGCCGGGCAGCGUGUGUCCAGCGUGCGUCCAGCUCUGGAGGCUGGGGUGCAGGCCAGUAAACACAGUUCCAGAAGCAGCCUUUGCUGGCUUUUUACACUGUAUGCAGUUUGGAAAUGAAUGUAAAAAACUUACUGUGGGCAUUUUUACCUUUUUGUGCCAGUUUGGCUUUUAUUGCUUGACCCUUGUGCUGCCCUGGGGAGGAGAUGGGGAGUGUUUUGGAAGCAGAGUGGACUCAGAUGCAAGAGGUACACUGUGCAGACAUGGCAGGUGGUGGUCAGGUAAGAGACCCCGCACUCUCUCUGAAGCAGUCGUGAGGGUGUGUGGUGUGUGAUCGUCUAUGGAAUCCUGACAGACUAAGGCAGAUCCAAGCCAGGAAGAUGGGCUUGAAGCAAACUGCAUUAUCAGGAGUACCUUGGUGAGAGGAUCAGUGUAAAUCCUAAUAGGUACAAAGACUUUUGUGUUUUUGCUUUGUCACAGAUUUAUUGAAUUUUUUUGCUUCUGCUUCUUCCAUUUUUAGCAUUUUAGUUCCUGCUUUUCAUGUUUUGACUCCACCUUUUCCUUUAAAUUCAUGUGAUUUUUUUUUCUUCUCCCAUUUUCCUCCUUUUCUCCACCUUCCUUCACCCUUCAUCCCUUUUUCUUAAAACAGUUUUUGCAGACAGGGGCUCACUGUGUUGCCCAGGUUGGCCUCAAAUUCCUGGGCUCAAGCGAUCAUCCUGUCUCAGCCUCUUUAGUAGUAGCUGGGAUUAUAGGUGCACAACUCAACACCCGGCUCUUACUAAAAUCUGUUUCAAAGCCCUACCAAAACAUUAGAAAUAGGAGAUUAACUAGAGGGAGCAGUUAUUGUUGGUAGCUUCUGAUGUGGUGGUAUGAAUGAGAUGAAAUUACUCAUGGAAACACUAGAUGACAUAUAAAACACUAAAAUGUAUGUACAUGUUCCUUACAUCUCAAUACUGAGCUUCAGUGCAAUCAUGGACAUUCUGGUCAUUGUUUAGGGGCUUUUAAAAACAUAAAUCAUGGCUGUUUUAAUUUUUAAAUAAAAGUGUGCCUCCCAUCAAAGGAAAUAUUGUGUGCUAAUAACAUACCAUUUCCGAAGGGAAGCCAAUCCUCCCUUUAUCCAGACCUUUGCAGAAUUCAUCACCAAACAUUUCUUGGCUUGUAGUGUAUCAGGCUGAAUUUUUGUUUUUAAAACAACUUCUGUUUUAGCGAUAGCAUCUCUAUCGAUGUAUUCAGUUUUUUGACAUUGAAUGUGCUAUUUGAGUCUUAUCCUUGUUCCAGUGGAAAUAGGAAUUAUUGUAAGUUUGAAAUCUUAAAUGUCCCAGAAGACAAAAAUACUUCAAUGAGUGCAAACUUUUGACAUUUGUUUUUAUUCAGAAAAGAAGUUAUUUGCUAGAAAGCAGCACUAUCUGAACAUUUUCAUCCUUUGUCCUUUGCUUUCAUAUGACUGGCCACAUUUUCUGUACUAGUCACUUGGAAAGAAGUGAACUUUUCUCCUGUUUUAACGAGUUUUGCUUGUCUAUUUAGCAUCCCUUUUCAGGUCUCAUUUAUGGAACAAUAAAUGUCAUUUAAUGCUGUG